UCUAAAUUAUUCUUUCAAACGACGUCGGUUGGGCAUAACACUAUUCGGGUAUCAUUAUUUUCUUCGCUCUAUCUGCUUCCUGUUUAGUGUUAGGGUUUAUAGUUUUGCCUGCGAUUUUGAUCUUUCCAAUCCAAUUAAUUCCCCCAAUUCUGUUCAGUUAGAUAGGAAACCGGAUAUGGGAAGCAAAGGUCGAAUUCCUCCUCAACAAUUACGCCGUCCUCUUCCCGGGUCUGUUAUAGAGCAUGCUGACACGUUUGCUCCAGGGCCACUACCUCCACGUGGUGCUUACCCUCCUUUUGAUAUGCUACCUCCUCCGGAGGUCAUGGAACAGAAACUUGCUGCACAGCAUAUUGAUAUGCAGAAGCUUGCAACUGAAAAUCAAAAACUUGCUGCCACCCAUGGAAGCUUGAGGCAUGAACUUGCUGCUGCCCAGCAUGAGCUGCAGAUGCUGCGUUCUCACAUGGGAGCUGUAGAAUCUGAUAGUGAACAUCAGGCAAGGAGCCUUAAGGACAGAAUUGCAAGAAUGGAGGCUGACCUCAAAUCAGCUGAGCCCCUCAAAGUGGAGCUGCAGAAAGCACGAGCAGAAGCUCAGGAAUUGUUUGGAGCAAGGCAGGAACUUCUAUCUAAAGUGCAGGAUAUGACACAGGAUCUUCAGAAAGCUCAUGCAGAUAUGCAGCAGUUUCCAAGUCUGCUGUCCGAACUGGAGAACCUUCGACAUGAAUAUCAGCAUUGCAGGGCUACUUAUGACUAUGAGAAGAAAGUGUACAAUGACCACCUCGAAUCUCUUCAGGUGAUGGAGAAGAACUAUGUAAACAUGGCCAGAGAGGUGGAAAAGCUUCAUGCAGAAUUAACUAAUUCUGCAAAUACUGACAGGAGAACUGGUAUUCCUUAUGGUGGUACUGGAUAUGGCGAUGAGGUAACUGGGCAUUUUCCUGUCGGACAGAAUGUUUAUACCGAUGGCUACGGCCUGCAUCAGGGACAUGGCCCUCUUCCUGGUGGGAGCAGUGGUGGAGCUGCUGGACCUGCGGGAUCAGCACCUACUUCAUCUCUUCCUGCUACAACUACACCCGUUGCACCUGCCGCUGCUGGUGGGGGUACUCCAAAUGCUGGUGACAAAUCUGGAGUAGCUCCUGUCAGGCCCAAUAUUGAUGCACAAAGGGGUUCCAACUACGAUGGGCAGAGAGGUACAGGAGGUCCAAGUUAUGAUACUCAGAGAGGACCAGCACUUUCAGGUUACGAUGCACAGAGGGGUACAGGAAGUCUAGGUUAUGACAGUCAGCGAGGACCAGUAGUUCCAGGCUACGAUGCACACAGAGGAUAUGGUGGACCUAACUAUGAUCCGCAGAGAGGACUUAGUGCACAUGGUUAUGAUAUGCAAAGAGCCCAUGGUGUACCCGGGUAUGAUUCACAAAAAGGAGUAGGUGGAUCUGGUUAUGACAUGCAAAGAGGGCCUGUUGGAGCUGCGUAUGAUUCCCAGAGGGGAGCUGGGUACGAGAUGCAGAGAGGAUCUAGUUACGAUGCACAGAAAGGACCUGUUCAUGAAGCUCAAGUAGGGCCCGGAUACGAGGCUCCAAGAGGACCAGAAUAUGAUCAGGGACGGGGCUAUCCGAGGAACAGGAAAUGAUUUCUGAUCAGUGGGUUGAAUUUGUCACACUGCUCGGGGGUUUCUUUGUUGAGAGAUGGCAAAAAGCAUUUCUACUGAUGAACACAAUUUUGUUGAUGAUAUUAAACGGUUUAACUGCAUUCAGAUUACAAGUUGGAGCCUGAAUUUUAUUGAAAAUAACGGUUUCCUCUUCAGUAUGUUACUGAAGCAGUCCA
Molecule: messenger RNA, 1818 nt
Organism: Daucus carota subsp. sativus
Lineage: Eukaryota; Viridiplantae; Streptophyta; Magnoliopsida; Apiales; Apiaceae
Product: protein FLX-like 2
Exons: 5
Coding region: 176-1624 (482 amino acids)
Source: RefSeq, a predicted model, not a curated record